This is a messenger RNA of Hermetia illucens (black soldier fly), 4539 nucleotides long. RefSeq names its product ubiquitin conjugation factor E4 B (gene Ube4B). The transcript is spliced from 11 exons. Gene Ontology annotation, biological process: protein polyubiquitination. Lineage: Eukaryota; Metazoa; Arthropoda; Insecta; Diptera; Stratiomyidae. The coding region runs from base 572 to 4069 and encodes 1165 amino acids. Gene Ontology annotation, molecular function: ubiquitin-ubiquitin ligase activity. The record is from RefSeq and is a predicted model, not a curated record. Gene Ontology annotation, cellular component: ubiquitin ligase complex; nucleus; cytoplasm.
CAGUACUGGCGACGUGCCAGGAAAGUUUUUGAGUUGGGUGAAUUGCAGUUUUGUUGUUUGCGAAAUUAAGUGAAGUUUCAAUACCAAUAUAUAACUAUAAACUGUGUAAAUUGUAUCAAAUGUAAUUAAACUAGAGGACGGUCUAUUAGUUUUAGUCCUAAAUCAAAGAAAAGCGUCCACCAAAAGCCAAGAAACUCGCGAAGAAAACAAGCACCCACAAGGAAGUCCUCUGACGACUGUCAAGUGAAUCGAAACCAAGUUGACCGUAAUAUUUUCCAUAAAGUUCGAUAGUCUCUGGAGGUCUAUCGCGGGUUAGAAAACUUGUCCGGGUUUAGUUAUUUCUCCGGCAUUUGUCUUUCUGUCUACCCUCGAGGCAAGGAGCCGAGCUGAGCAGAGCCUGAAGUCUUUGCCCCCAUUGUACGCUAGUGCGACGCAGCUGUGAACAAAGAAGCGCGUCUGUUGCCAAAAAAUUGGAAACGCAGUCGACGCAAAACAAGCGCCUGUGUCUGAAAAUAAACCUUCUUAAAGGUGGGGAUUGUUUUGGUCGGACGACGAUAAAAUUUAGACAGGAAUGAGUGAAUUAAGCGCAGAAGAGAUUCGUGCACGUCGAUUGCGUCGACUUGGAUUACUAGAUCAAAGCGGUCAGGGUGAAUCGAGCAACGUUACGUCGUCGAGCCCAAAGGCAGACGAGAAAGUCGCCCCUGACGCCGAGGCCACUGCGCCCCAAGAUUGCGGAGAUGUCGGUGUUGCAAAGGAGGGCGAGGGCGGAGAACGCUCCAGCACAAACGUGGCAAAAAUAUCUCGAUUGGUGACUGAAUCUCAAACCAACAUCGCGGCUAAGCCAGCAGAAUCGGAGUCACCUCUACAAAAAUCGCCCACCCAAACUUCAGUCACGAAAAUGGAGACAGAAGAGUGCGUGGGUAGCUCGAUAGCGGAGAAAUCCGGGGACGGAGACUCAGGCAUCGAGAACAUGGAAACGGACGAGGCCGUACCAGAAAAACCGACACUGAAACAACAGAUUGAGGCAAUUCUUUCGAAAAUCUUCGAUGCCACUUGGUCCUCAAAUUGCAAGGGCGAAAUAAUAUGCCCGCAGACAGCAGAACUCUAUGAGAGUUUGGGGGACGAAGUGGAUUUCUCCGACCUAGUGUCCAACUUGCUCAUAGAAAUCAUGUUCAAGUACGCUGACGGAGAACUCACGGAAAAAUUCGAAACUGACGAUCCUGGACUAUUCAUAUCAAUGCCGAAGAAGAGCAAAAGCGACGAUUCGCAGCAAAUGGACACGGCGGGAGAAUCCGGGAUGCCAUCGGCGGACAUUUCUUAUUCAUCGACCAGCACCGCCUGUCCAAAGCUAAGCCUACGACCUUUUUGCUCCACCAAGCAAUCCGCUCUCAUCUAUCUCACUCGCUGCUAUAGAAACGCCCAAAACGAGUGGAGCAUCGUGAACAACGAACCAGAGAGCGAGACCAACAAAGAGAAGCUUUCCGAAAUUGAAAAGGCUCGAAGCCAAAUUAUAACUCAUUCGAUUGCAAUUUUGACGCAAACGUUCCAUGAAAAUGUGAACCCCAAGGUCCAGCAUUCGCCGCUGCUCGAUCUCCUCUAUCGGAACUGUAUUCCUGACGACUUCAUGCAGGACCUGGUGGCGGAAGCAUUCAAGAAGAAAAACGUGUUUGAGCAUAUCUUCGGAACCUUGCUCCGCGAGUUGUUCUUCGGAAUGCAGCGCUCGUGUGCUUCAGCAGCGAUCCAGAUCGAUCAAAUUGAGAUUCUGGCAAACUUGGUGACUAUACGCGUGAACACCGUUCGUCCGCUAUGCGAUUUGAUCUCGAAACAGUACAAUUUCUAUCCAAUGUCGUGCACCACGGCAACUGAGGGUCGUGAAAUCGUCAAGUGCAGUUAUUUGGGACCGUUCUUAUCCCUCUCGAUUUUCGCAGAGGAGAAUAUUAAGUUUGCUGAUGAGAAUGGACGAUCGGCGAUAUUAUCCCCACAGUCUGGAAAGUUCCGAUUGCAAUUACACACAAUGCGAACGCUGCUACACACUGUUUUCCACUCGUUCCUGGUAAAUCUUGAGAGCCGCAACAGCAUGCUCAUGUACAUAUCAAAAAUUUUGAAGUCCAACGAGCGUCGUGUGCAAUUCGCCGCAGAUGAGAAGUCAUUGGCGCGUGAUGGGUUCAUGCUGAAUUUGAUGGUGGUUCUACAGCAGCUUUCUGUAAAAAUUAGAUUAAACAGAGUUGAUCCGCUCUAUCCGUUCCACUGGGAGUCGUUGGUGGUAAUUGCAAAGGAUACGAAACUUCGAUUUGGCCAGGAAGAGUAUACAGAAUGGUUGGAUAAAUUACAAAAAGAUCCAAGUGUUCGAUGGGAGACAGCAAAUUUCCAGACGCAUUGUUGGUUUUUGACUUUGCACGCUCAUCAUUUGGCCAUAAUGCCAGCGAUUCAACGCUACGGCAAAAAGUUGCGGGCAAUCAAAGAGCUUCAACGUAUGAUCGACGAAUUGGAUAAGACGAAAUCUCAGUGGGAAAAUAUGUCUUUUGCCAGCCGAAAUAUUCAGUUUCGUGACCGUUGGAUGAAACAGUUGAAAAAAUUGAACAGAUCAAAGAUUUGCAGUGAAGUGUGCCUGUUGGAUACGCGACUGGUGCAGGCUUGUAUGUUUUUCUAUUCAACCGUUUGUGAGUUUCUUCUGUAUCAAAUGGAAGGACGUCAAGUGGAUGGGCCAUUUAUAACAACUAUUUCACCGCCGCAAUUGAAGCCAACUGAAGCUUUCUCUGCACUGCCCGAAUGGUAUGUUGAUGACAUUGCGGAAUUCAUAUUGUUCGCAAUGCAACAUUGCCCCGACGCAGUAAGGACAUCGAUUGAUCAUUCGAUAAUUACAUGGUUGCUAACGUGUGUAUGUGCUCCGCAUUGUAUUAAAAAUCCAUAUGUCACUGCCAAACUAGUUGAAGUCUUAUUUGUGUUCUCGCCAAGCAUUCAACCGGCAAACACACUCCAUGCGUCGAUAUUAAAUCAUGAAUUAGCUCAAACUGUACUUGUUAGCUCUCUUAUGAAAUUUUAUACUGACAUCGAAACGACUGGUCAAAGCACUGAAUUUUACGAUAAGUUUACUAUAAGGUACCAUAUAAGCCAUUUAUUCAAAGGGAUGUGGGAGAGCCCUGUUCACCGCCAAGCGAUGAUUACUGAAUCGAAGACAGGAAAACAUUUCGUUAAAUUUAUAAAUAUGCUAAUGAACGACACAACAUUUUUGUUAGACGAAUGUUUGGAGUAUUUGAAACGAAUCCAUCAAACACAGGUUUUAAUGCUCAACGACGAAGCGUGGGAUGAAAUCGGUGGUGAGCAGCAACAAAGUAGACUUCGCCAACUGGCACAAGAUGAACGUCAAUGUCGCUCUUAUCUGACAUUGGCUCGUGAGACUGUUGAUAUGUUCCACUAUUUAACGAUUGAUAUUCGGGAGCCAUUUUUACGUCCGGAGCUGGUGGAUCGACUUAGCUCUAUGUUGAAUUUCAAUCUACAACAAUUGUGUGGACCUAAGUGCAAUGAUCUUAAGGUUCGAAAUCCUGCGAAAUAUGGUUGGGAACCAAGACGACUGCUAGGACAAAUUUUUGAUAUAUAUUUACAUCUUGACUGUGAUAGGUUUGCCACAGCUUUGGCUGCCGAUGAACGUUCAUUUGAAAAACAUCUUUUCGAUGAUGCCGCCGCUCGUAUUGAACGUUUAUGUAUAAGAUCAACGGUACAAGUGGAAAAAUUCAGAGCUUUGUUGACGAAAGCACACGACAUUUAUGUGGCAAAUCAACAGAGUGAAGACGAAUUUGCUGACGCUCCAGACGAGUUCAAAGAUCCGCUCAUGGACACGCUGAUGUCGGACCCCGUUCAACUGCCAUCUGGCACAAUAAUGGAUCGUGCAAUCAUCACAAGACACUUACUGAAUAGCAACACAGAUCCAUUCAACCGGCAAACACUGACGGAGGACAUGCUGGUACCCUGUCAGGAUCUAAAAGAACGCAUUGCCUUAUGGAAGAAGGAGAAACAGGAGAAACGUGAACGCCAACAACAACAGCAGCUUAAUCUUAACGAUAAGAGUUAAUAUCAUUUAGACGAAAUAAGUGUUUGAUAAUAAAUGAUUGUUCUAUGAGACAAAAAACCUACAUCAUCGUAUAUGAUAGACUCGUGUUUACUUUUAGUUUGUACUCAUUGUAAAAAGGUUGAAUCUAAUUGUGUGUUUGUACUUUUUCUGCAAAUUGAUCGUUUCGUGGUCAUCCUCGUCCAUUCAACGUGUAUACGUACAUAGACUCCUUUGCGAACGAAUUGUCUAUAAGAAAUAGCUAGUAAAUUGGUGGUGCAAGUGGCAGCGACAUUAUAAAAUACUUUUUGCAUUUGCGUUGAAUGUACGGUCAGAGGACGUUAUUUAAGAUGUCUUAAUCGAAGUCGAAGAUUCCCUUUUUACUGAAUACGCUAACAAUGAGAAUUUGAGGAGUACUUUUAGGAUAAUUUAAUAAUUGUGAUUUUUUCGAUACAUGAAAUGAGUAAUGAAUUACAUGAAUAUAUAUCGACAAA